GAACAGAAGAUGAACAUCUGGCCAUUGGUUUCCAAGUUCAGUCAUACCUGAACGUGAUAACUGAUAAGAGCUCAAGUCCAUCGUCGCCGUCGCCGGUCCCUGAGAGUACUUAGCCGCCGCCGCCGCCGCCGCCGAACUACUCUUUCUAUCCUCUCAUAUUGCCUACAAUCCUCUUCAACAUCAAAACCCCCAAUUUCUAGUAACAAUGGAGCUCGGCCAACGAGCAUUUAUCCAUCAACGGCAGUUAAAUCAACUUCUCUUCUCACCUUCAGUUGCCGCGAGUUCAUACGUAGCUUCCUCUCAUCUCCAGCGGCCAAGAAAUCAGCUGCGUUCGGCGUUUUGUGCCAGAAUUCACCGGUCCAAUCAAACGUUUCCUUUAUCUGUUUCAGCUCCAUUUGUGAAGAAACAACAAUCGCCUGUCUCAUUAGUUAGCCGUUCUUCAACAUAUCCUCCACUUUGUUCUUCUAGGAAACCAAGGUUUAUUAUUGUCACAUGUCAUAGCCAGCUUUCACCUUCGCCUGAAUUUUGGGAGGAUCCUGACGAUGGGAGCGAAAGCGAUCAUGACGACGACAUGAACGACGAUGAAGAAAACGAAUUGGAUUUCGAGGCUAAAUCCUCAGCCUACCUGAAGAAUUCAACAGCAGAGGAGUACGAUGAGAAUCUUCGAAAAGAAGUUGAAUUGCUUUUGGGACCUGAUGAAAGGGAAAUUUUACAGAAGAAUGAGAAAUUUAACCUGGACAAAUUAUCAACUGCAAAGUGGAAUCCUCUUCAUUCUCUUGCCCUAGCAGGGCAGAUACAGCAUAUGGACAUGCUUCUUGACAGUGGAAUUCACAUUGACGACGUAGAUAAGGAUGGACGAACUGCACUUCACACAGCAAUUAUAGGUAAAAAAGAGGCUGUCAUAAGUCAUCUUUUGAGAAAAGGUGCCAAUCCUCAUGUUAAAGACGCGGAUGGGGCUUCUCCAAUUCAUUAUGCGGUUGGAGUUGGUGCGAUACAAACUGUAAAGCUGUUGAUCAAAUACAAUGUUGACUUAAACGGUGCAGAUAAUGAAGGGUGGACUCCUCUACACGUUGCGAUUCAAGGGAGAAACCGAGAUAUUGCGAAGAUUUUGAUUGUCAAUGGUGCAGACAAGAACAGAAGAAAUAAGGUUGGUAAAACAGCAUUGGAUCUAGCCCUGUGUUAUGGGAAAGAUUUCAAGUCGUUUGAUCUAGUUAAGUUAUUGAAGCUUGUGCCCGCCCGAUACCUAUGAAAACAAUUAACGUUUUUUUGAGCUUACCUUAAUUGCUUCAAUGCGUUUAGUAGUGUA
Messenger RNA from Impatiens glandulifera, 1306 nucleotides. RefSeq names its product ankyrin repeat domain-containing protein EMB506, chloroplastic. The transcript has 7 exons. Gene Ontology annotation, molecular function: chloroplast targeting sequence receptor activity; protein binding. Gene Ontology annotation, biological process: protein targeting to chloroplast. The record is from RefSeq and is a predicted model, not a curated record. Gene Ontology annotation, cellular component: chloroplast outer membrane. NCBI's taxonomy places the organism in Eukaryota, Viridiplantae, Streptophyta, Magnoliopsida, Ericales, Balsaminaceae. Bases 206 to 1249 code for a protein of 347 amino acids.